Messenger RNA from Erigeron canadensis, 855 nucleotides. RefSeq lists its product as uncharacterized. NCBI's taxonomy places the organism in Eukaryota, Viridiplantae, Streptophyta, Magnoliopsida, Asterales, Asteraceae. The transcript has a single exon. The record is from RefSeq and is a predicted model, not a curated record. Gene Ontology annotation, biological process: root development; shoot system development. Bases 1 to 855 code for a protein of 284 amino acids.
AUGACAACUUCUUACAAACCUUACAAUACCAAUUAUGAAGUCCGAUCCAUUAGUCUUCCAACAACAUCGCAUCCACCGUCGACUCAUAUACUCGAGAAAGAGAUUAAUGAUAUCAAGAAAUGGAUGCUAUCACCAUGUAAGCCAUCCACAAUUUGCAAUGGUUUAAUGAAGUUAUCCACAAUGUAUGAAGGCAUCCACGAGCUUAUCGGGUUGUUAUCUUCAAUCCAAGCGGAGAAAUGGGUCGUGGAGUUCAUGGACAAAUUGGUUGGUUUCUUGGAUAUUUGUGGCAUCUUGAAAGAUAUCUUGUCACAAACUAAGGAACAAGUUAUUGACCUUCAAUAUACUUUACGAAGACAAAAGGGAAAUUCAAGUAAUUUAGAAAACAAUGUUGCCAAAUACAAUUGUGUUAGGAAAAAAGUCAAGAAAGAUGUGAAAAAAUUGAUGGCAUGUAUAAGUAAAUCCAAGUUAGUGACAUCAUCAAAUGAUCGGCACCACGAACACGAGGUGGUGAUUGGUAUGGCAAUGGAAGUGACGGUUUCACUCUUCGAGUGGCUAUUGAUGUUUAUUGUUAUGCCAUUGAAAGAAACACCAAAGAUUAGUAAGUGGUUUAUGGUGGUAUCAAAAUUGUCCCGAAAGACUAAAGUGACAUGUGAAGAACAUCUUUGUUAUCAACCAGAAAAUGAUUUUGAAGGUCUAGAUGUAAUUAUGUCACGAAAUGAAUGUAUUAAAUAUGAUGCGUGUAGAUUGGAGAGGAUGGAAGUUCAAAUAGAAAGAAUCGAGGAUAAUUUAGAUUGUAUAUGUAGGAGAUUAAUUAGAACAAGGGUCUCCCUGUUAAACAUUGUUUCCAACUAUUAG